UAGUUUAAAAAAUGAUUUAAAACCCCUAUUAAGAUAACAAAUAAAGCCUUAAUAAAAAAUAUAUAUUUUUUUUAAAAAAAACCCAAUUAAGUUAACAACUAAAGCCUUAAUAUAAUAAAAUAAAAUAAAAUAAAAACUGACAUAAACCAGAUGGAUACCCCUUUUAUUGAGAGACAUUAAAAAAGACCAAAGCACAAAAAACAAGCCCCUUAAACUACUCCCUUGGGAAAUGAAAGAAAGAGGAGUUAUUAUCUGUUCUUCUUGUUCAACUCCUUUUGUCCAUAGAGAUGUUUGCCAAAGAUGGUGAGAGAGAGUUAGAAGAAGAAGCCUAGUCAAGAAGUUCCAUAGUUUGAAUCUUAUUGUUAUUCCCAUGAAUCAUCAAAGAAUUAGUAUAGUGAUCAUUUUUCAGCUCAUUUUGUUUAACUUUGAUCAUGUCAAAGCACAAGGUCUGGGGCCUGAUUUUGCUGGCCCAGAUGACACAGAUUUCCAACCAAGUCUAGCUGUUGUUAUAGGAAUUCUAAGUGUCAUGUUUGUGCUAACAUUUUUCCUCCUUGCAUAUGCAAAAUUCUGUCACAGAAGAGAGUCUGCUGUUCUUCUUGUAAACCGAAAUCCGAACCAAAUAGGCACAAGCAACAGGUUUUCUGGUAUAGACAAGACUGUGAUUGAGUCACUUCCUUUCUUCAGAUUCUCCUCUCUAAAGGGUUCAAAAGAAGGCCUCGAAUGCUCGGUUUGUCUAUCGAAAUUCGAAGAUAUAGAAGUUCUUAGGCUUUUGCCUAAGUGUAAACAUGCUUUUCAUAUUAGUUGUAUUGAUUAUUGGCUUGAGAAGCAUUCUAGUUGCCCUCUUUGCAGGCAGAAAGUUAGCUCUGAAGAUCUUGAACUCAUCACUUACUCUUCAAGUAUGAGAUUUUUAUGGAACAACAACAAUUAUAAUAACAGUACUAACCAAUCAAAUCAUCAUCAUCUAGGUGGUGAAGAAGAGCCAACCAUGGAGCUCUUUGUUGAGAGAGAAGAAAGCCAAAGAGGGUCUUCAAGAUUCAGCAUUGGAAGCAGUUUUAGAAAGAUUGAAAAGGAUCAUCAUGAUGAGGAUGAUAAGGAAAAGCAAUUAUUGAUCCUCCAAACUCAUCAUGAUCAGAAUCAACAACAACAACAACAAGUGUUACACAAGCACAACCACAAGAUUGUCGUUUCUGAUUUCGUUUACAAGAACAGGUGGAGCAAUGUUAGUUCCUCUGACCUUAUAUUUCUCAACUCUGAAAUGCUAAACGACAUCUCAAGCACCAGAUUCCACCACGCCUCAAACUCAAACUCAAUAACAAUAACAACAGAGGAAAACGACGAGAUUACAAAGAUUAAAGAAGAGAUGGGGAUGAAAAGGUCGUUUCAGAACAAAGUUGGAACAAGUAUCAAUAACAUCAAUAAUAAUAAUAAUGUUAGCUCAAGUUCUGUGAUGAGUUGUGGAGAACAAAGAUCAGUCUCAGAAAUCACUGCACAUUCAAGAUAUGGAAUUUUGGGGUCAAACAGUAGACUCAGAAGAGAUUCUUCUUUGACUGAUCAGAACAAUGUUAAAGAGGAAAGAAUCAGAAGGGCUUGGCUCAGUAUUGCUAAAAGGACAGUCCAAUGGUUUGCAAACAGAGAAGAGAGGCCACAAAACCAAAAUCUACAUCCCUCAAAUGUAUAGAAAUCAUCCAAAAAAAACAUUAUUGCAUCUCAUUUUUUUUCUUUUCCUUUGAAGACAUGUUUGUGGAAUUAAAAUUUCUUGUAGAGUUUUUACUUUUA
This is a messenger RNA of Cannabis sativa, 1776 nucleotides long. RefSeq names its product E3 ubiquitin-protein ligase ATL42. The coding region runs from base 371 to 1678 and encodes 435 amino acids. NCBI's taxonomy places the organism in Eukaryota, Viridiplantae, Streptophyta, Magnoliopsida, Rosales, Cannabaceae. The transcript has a single exon. The record is from RefSeq and is a predicted model, not a curated record.